Messenger RNA from Entamoeba invadens IP1, 357 nucleotides. RefSeq lists its product as hypothetical. NCBI's taxonomy places the organism in Eukaryota, Evosea, Mastigamoebida, Endamoebidae. The record is from RefSeq and is a predicted model, not a curated record. Bases 1 to 357 code for a protein of 118 amino acids. The transcript has 2 exons.
AUGAGCGUGAGGGAUAGGAAAGCCGGAGAUAGGGAACUCGAGAAGAACCCCGAAAAGUCAGUGGAUGAUGUGGAAGAUAAACUGAAUGAGAAAAUAGUAAAAGAAAAUGAAAACACAAAAAUUGUAGAAAAUAAGGAAGACAACCCAAUGGCGCACAAACCACUACUGGACAGAUUUGAAGAUGGCGUCUUGAAGAAAUUUGCUAUAUUCACAUUCUUUAUGUUCGCUGUCCCAUUCCUCAUAUAUUAUUCUCUUCACAACGCAUUUGGCGAUGUUAUGACUAUAGUCUUAUGCUUGUUUUCGACCAUUGGAAUUCUUUUGUGUUUCAUUAUGGUUGCGUUCAACGAAAAGAUUUAA